UUCACCACCAACCCGUUCCACAGAAUAGGAGUUAAGGGAAAGAAGUGCCAAUCUUCUCUCGCAAAGGUGCAUUGUACCAUCCUACUGGUACUUGCAGAUUCCAUUUCCCGUCAAUAUCUGCCCCUGCGGUAGUUCAUCGAAUAAUAUUUAGCCAUCUUCCAAUACUCUCCUCCCCCAUUUCCUCCUCUCCCCCUCCCCCAUCUCUUACUUCCUGCCUCUAGAUAUACAAUCACCUUGACCCUAUUCACUUGCACACCCUCCUUGACAACUUUCAACAGUUACGACACCCACACCACAGCUUUAAAUAGCUUCAAAUUCCCAAUCACUUGCGCCUAGAGCCAGCAAAGAUGGCCACCCGCCGACGAAUUCUAAAAGAGCUAGACGACAUGGCGAAGGAUACUACCAGUGGGAUGCAUGCCACUCCCCUGGACGAAGCGGAUAUGACACACCUACAGGGUCGCUUCGCCGGGCCUCCCGGGACUCCAUACGAAGGCGGGGAAUUUGUUGUAGACAUCAAACUCCCAGACAACUACCCGUUCAUGCCACCGCGCAUGAAGUUCAUCACAAAGAUUUGGCAUCCUAAUGUUUCUUCUCAAACUGGAGCUAUCUGCCUCGACACCCUCUCGCAAAAAUGGUCCCCAGUCCUGACUAUCAAGACGGCCCUUCUCUCACUACAAUCUCUUCUAGACGCCCCAGAGCCCACAGACCCACAAGACGCAGAAGUCGCGCAGCAAAUGAUCAAAAAUCCCGGCGCCUUCCGAGUCAAAGCUCAAGAAUGGGCCCAUCGCUUCGCCGGAGCGCCUAAAGCGGAAGCAGAAGUAGUCGACCUUACGACCAAUCCCGCUGGCAACAUUGCCGCCACCUCCUCUGCUUCUCCCGCCGGUAGCCAUGCUGCAAAGCUCCCGCGAUCUGCCGCACCACUGGUCAGCGAGGAGCAGAGGAGACUACAAGAGUACUCUGGCUUCCCACCCAUCGUCAUUGAGCGGUUUACGCCCAUGGGCUUCCCCAUACCGAGCAUCGUGCGCGCGCUCGAGCACGCCGGUGUCCGCAGAGGUAGGAAUAUAUCGGAUAUGGAGGCGGAAAGGAUUGUGGAGCUUUUGUUGCAUUAAUGUUUAAAUUCUAAAAAAAAAUUCCCCUAUUUUCUCUUUU
This is a messenger RNA of Tuber melanosporum (Perigord truffle), 1149 nucleotides long. RefSeq lists its product as uncharacterized. Gene Ontology annotation, molecular function: protein binding. The record is from RefSeq and is a predicted model, not a curated record. The transcript has 2 exons. NCBI's taxonomy places the organism in Eukaryota, Fungi, Ascomycota, Pezizomycetes, Pezizales, Tuberaceae. The coding region runs from base 348 to 1109 and encodes 253 amino acids.